CGUCGGCCUCUAUGCACAUGAAUCGGAUCGGAUCGGAUCGGAUCGCAUCGGAUCGAACAUAGGCCUAAGAUGAGCCAAAUCGUACACUCAGUAGACCAGUAACCAUUGUCCAAGGCGAAAAGCUUGAAAGUACGAAAAGUGUAAGGAAAAGAAGCGCCAGCAAGACAGGACUUUCCCCACUUGCUCGCUAAAAAAUCAUCCAAAAUCCUUGGGAAAAAUCAAUCAAAAGUGCAUCGAGUGAAAUUGAUCAGAUUGGACCGAUCUAAUGGCAAUCUGAUUGCAGUUGAUUCGAGUGCAGUUCGUAAUCUCUGUAGGACGGGACGUUCAAGCUGCAGCUGCAGCGGACAGAGCGCGAACGAAAAUUGUCAACAAAGUCGUAAAACGAUUUGCGCACAAAAAAACGCUAACAAAGCCAAUAUCAAAUGAUCGAAUCGAACCCAGCAUAAGUGCCCACUUCCAGCGAAAGGAAGCAUUUAGCAACAGACAGAAACCAAUAGUAACGGCACACGCAUAUCCCUGGUAACAGUAACAGUAACAGUAACAGUAACAGAAAUACCGUUAACAGUAACUGAAAGUGAGAGCGGACACACCAUGCGAAACUAGAGGAGAGCACGACACGGUAGCGACAGCGGCAGUGGCAUCGGCAACGGCAGGACCAGCGCCAUCGGUCACAGCAGCAUCAACAGAAGCUGCAGCAGCGGCCGCAGCAGCAGCAACCGGAGAGGCAGAUUUGUGGGUGGCACUGUACAGUACACUCAUUUCCCGAGGCCUCGACCCGGCCCCCGAUACGAGUAGGACUACGACUAGGAAGAGGAAGAGGCCCCUGCCUUUUCUGUAUUUCUUUGAAAAUCAAGAAAAUGGUGCAUGGACCACCCACCCGGAGAAAAUCACAGCAGCCCCAGCAACACAAGGAUCAGCCCCACUACCGGCAGAGCCAAAACCAGAGAGAACAGAAGGAGCAGCAGCACCAUCAGCCCCACCAGAAACCAUGUGAAAUGGAUCUGGAGCGAAUGCCCACGCCGCCGGAUGGUGGCUGGGGCUGGGUGGUGGUGUUUGCGUCCUUCAUGAUUCACAUUGUCACCGAUGGGAUGACGUAUUCUUUCGGAAUUUUCUACAACGAGUUUCUCGACUACUUCAAAGAGGGCAAGGGUUACACUGCCUGGAUAGCCUCAAUCAUGGUGGGCGUGACAUUUUCAUCAGGUCCCAUCAGUUCUUCAUUUGUCAAUCGCUAUGGGUGCCGGGCGGUGACCAUAGCGGGGGCCAUCCUGGCCGCCAGUUGCAUCAUAGUGAGCAUGUUUGCCCAAAACGUCCUCACGCUGAUCAUUACGAUUGGGUUUGGCACGGGGCUUGGCUUCGGCCUAAUCUAUCUGCCGGCCAUUGUGAGCGUUACGCAGUAUUUUGACUCCAAGCGCUCCCUGGCCACUGGCAUCGCCGUGUGCGGUUCCGGCUUCGGCACCUUCGUGUUUGCCCCUCUUACGGAGUAUCUGAUCGGUAGCUAUGGCUGGCGGGGGGCCAUGCUGAUCAUCGGGGGCAUCGUGCUGAAUUGCAUCAUCUUUGGGGCGAUGUUCCGGCCGCUGGAGCUGGAGGCGCCGCCGAAGACGCCCCCGAACACUCCCAGUACCCCGAAGCUGGGGAAGAAGUCUGCCAUCAUUGACGAGAACACGACGCCCGCCGAGCUGGAGCCGCUCAAGGUGGUGCCCACGGAUCAGUACCUGCAGCUGCCCCAGCGCACGGAUGUCCCAGCAGGUGGUGUGGCCACUGGCGGAAGUACCUUGUGUCGAUCCAACAGCAUGGGACACAAUCUGAAGCCCAAUCUGAACAAUAACUCGAACGGCGCCAUCAAUGGCCAGACCCCCCUAGCGCCCCCGAUCCACACUACAGUGGUCGUGAAGAGCACCAGCAACGACGACAUCGCCCGCAAUUGCCACAGCCAGCUCCAGCUGACUCCGCUGCGGGAUGCUCAUCGGGAGCGAAGCGCCAGUGGAACCAUGUACCGCGUGGAUGCUCUCUAUCAAGGCUCGCUGCACAAUCUGCCGGAGUAUGCCAGCUCGAGGAACGACCUCAACCGCUCCAUGUCCGGAUCAGGAGUGAUCAAGCGAUAUGGUUCCUUACGCCAGAGUAAUCAGAUGGACCAGAGUCAGGAGAGCGCCAAAUGCUGCGGCUGCAUCACCUGCUCCACGGAGACCCGCGACACCUUUUCCGAAAUGAUGAACUUCUCGCUGCUGAAGGACAUGAUCUUUGUGAUCUUCUCCGUGUCGAACUUCUGCACUAGCAUUGGCUUUAACGUGCCCUACCUGUACAUAGCCGCCUACUCGGAGGAGCUCGGCAUUAGCAAGCAAAAUAGCAGCUAUUUGAUCGCCACAAUCGGCGUGGCCAACACCGUGGGCCGCAUCAUCCUCGGCUACGUGUCGGAUAAGCCGUGGGUCAACCGGCUUCUCGUCUACAACGUCUGUCUUACGGCCUGCGGUUUCGCCACUGCCAUGGUGCCGCUCUGUAAGGACUUUAAUUCGCUGGCAAUGUACUGCGUCGUUUUUGGGUUCACGAUUGGCGCCUAUGUGGGCCUCACCUCGGUUAUCCUAGUGGAUUUGUUGGGGCUGGAGAAGCUGACCAAUGCCUUUGGCCUGCUGCUGCUCUUCCAGGGCAUUGCUAGCUUCAUUGGUCCCCCCAUCGGAGGCGGGAUGUACGACCUGACGAACUCGUACUCUCCGGCCUUCCUCAUGGCUGGCCUGAUGAUCGCCAUCAGUGGUCUGGUCAUGUUUGCCAUUCCGCCGCUGCAACGCUAUCAGGCAGAUAAGGCCGACAACGCAGACCACAAAAAUAAUUCCGAGCACCUAUCUCUAAGUUAGUUCCACCACUCGCUCCCACUUGAGCUGCGUUUUUUUUUGUUUUUUUUUUUAUAAACUUUGUUAGAUUUAGAUGUAUGUAGAUCUAGGGCCAAGAAAACUAGUAUGCCAUAGCUAUUAAACUUGAUUAUUUAUGUUUAUGCAAAUCGUACCGCCACCCUUCCACUUUUCCACCCUUCAACCAAUGCUUAGUCUGAACGCUCAGACUGUCGUUUUUCAUCGCUUAUUGAAAAGAUAUACGUAUAUAUAUAUAUAUAUGACAAAUGUAUAAGUAGAAAUUGUUGUAGAGAAAUUAUUAUUGUCCCACGAGCAUCUAUGAAUGUAUGUAGAACGUUGGUUUGUUUGCCCGCAGUAGUAUGCCAGUGUAUACGAUAUUAAAGGAAGCUUUUGUACCACAGCAACAGAAA
Molecule: messenger RNA, 3250 nt
Organism: Drosophila persimilis
Lineage: Eukaryota; Metazoa; Arthropoda; Insecta; Diptera; Drosophilidae
Gene: Mct1
Product: monocarboxylate transporter 12
Exons: 9
Coding region: 858-2846 (662 amino acids)
Biological process (GO): transmembrane transport; monocarboxylic acid transport
Molecular function (GO): monocarboxylic acid transmembrane transporter activity
Source: RefSeq, a predicted model, not a curated record